AUGGAAGAGGAUUAGGAAAAAUUUUUAGAUGAGCAUAUGGCCGUCGUCAGAUAGCAAGCUUUCUACAUGAAGAAAGCUCUUGACCACAAUAGCUUAAGAGAGGCACUAAAGCACUCAUCUGCUAUGCUUUGUGAGCUCAAGACAUCUCUACUUUCUCCAAGAAACUAUUUCAAUCUUUUCAUGAUGGUAUUCGAUGAGCUAGGAUAUUUAGAGAAUCAUUUUAUUGAAGAAUCAAGUAAGGGAAGAAAGAUGGCAGAUCUAUAUGAGUCAGUAUAACACGCAGGAAAUAUAAUUCCCCGUCUAUAUCUUAUGAUUACAGUCGGUUCCGCUUACGUUAAAAUUAAGGAGGCACCAGUCAAACUAAUUUUAAGAGAUCUCCUAGAUAUGGUUAAGGGUGUUUAAUAGCCAGUAAGAGGACUGUUCUUAAGAUACUAUUUGCUAAAGAUGAUGAAGGAUAAGCUUCCAGACAAGGGUUCAACUUAUGAAGGUGAAGGAGGAGAUGUAAAUGAUGCUAUUGAAUUCAUUCUUUAAAAUAUGAGUGAGAUGAAUAGAUUAUGGGUGCGUCUUCAGCACUUAUCUUCAACAAAGGAUAAAGAGCAGAGAGAGAUUGAGCGUAACGAACUCAGAGUUACUGUCGGUGAGAAUAUUAUCAGACUAGGUCAUUUGGAUGGGUUAACUUAUGAUAUUUAUAAAUCAGUGGUACUUCCCAAGAUAUUAGAGAUAAUUGUCAUUUGCAAGGAUACUAUGGCGCAAUAAUAUCUCAUGGACUGCAUCAUCCAAGUAUUCCCAGAUGAGUAUCAUCUACAGUCCCUUGAAUCACUAUUAGACACUACAAGUAAUCUCAACUCAAAUGUGGAUAUUAAGAGCAUUUUCAUAAAUUUGAUGGAGAAGCUUUCUAAAUUCGCAGCUAAUGCAGAUAGUGAUGUAGUUACCAUCAAUAAAGACUUGGACAUUUUCAAACUCUUCAAAAAGUACACUGACAAAAUUAUUGAAGAACAAGGAAAAACCAUUGAAGUUGCUAGACUCCUAGAAUUAGAAGUCGCAUUUAUGAAUUUCUCUAUCAAGACCUAUCCCAAGAAUAUCAACUAUGUGAAUUAAAUUUUGGAGAGUUGUGUUUAAAUUCUAAAGUCCACUACAAUCCAUAACUCAGAUAACAAUUCAAUGAAACUCCUUGUCAAGCUUCUUUCAAUUCCCCUUGAGUCAUUGUCGAUAGCUGUUCUGAAUAUGAACCACUAUCCUACUCUCAUGAAAUAUAUGAAGUUUAAUAAUCGACGUACUGUAGCCCUAAGAAUUGUGAAGGCAGUCAUUAAUGACAAAAAUCAUUUGAGUUCUCCAAAAACUGUUGAUCAGCUAAUAGACUUCAUUAUGCCCUUAUUGCAAGAUGAUAAGGACAGUUCUGAGGAAGAUCCAUAGGAGUUUGAAGAGGGUCAAGUAGCAGUAGCUAAGCUUGUCCACCUAGUUUACCAUAAGACAAAUAUCGAUCUGUAUUUUGAGAUCCUCAUGAAAUUCAAGAGAAUCUUUGUUAAAGGAGGUAUUAAGAGAAUGAAGUACACAUUACCAGCAAUGAUUUUCAGUCUAUUCAGACUAUCUCAGGAGUUGGUGAACAGACCUUCUAUGGGACAUGAGGAAGAAAUAAAGAUGGAAGAUGAUGAACCAUCACUCAAAUUGCCUAUGGUUGAUUAGGUAAAGAUCUUCAAAUGUGUGGGAGAACUUAUUGGACUCAUCAAGCAGUAGUAUCCAGAUCUCUCUCUUAGAUUGUACCUUCAAGCAGCAGAGGCAGUUAACAGGAUACCAAACUAUCAUGAGCUUGAGGAAGAAGCAUAUGAUUUCUGCACUAAUUCUCUACUUAUCUACGAGGAGGAAUUGAGUGAUAGUGAAGCCAAGUUUGCUGCUAUCAAUUUGAUUGUCUCAACAAUGUUCACUCUAGUUUGCUUUGGCUAAGAAAACUAUGAUACACUUGUUACUAACACUGUAUCAUAUUGCUCUAAACUGCUUAAGAAGCCUUCUUAGUGCGAGGCUAUUACUUUUGCCUCCUCCCUUUACUACUCCAACUUCAAAAAGCAAGGUAACAAAGUUAUGGACUGUCUUAAAAGAGCCAUUAAAAUCGCAGAUAUUUGCCAGAAUUAAGCCAAGAAUCUAUAUUUAUUCGCAAUCAUCCUAAAUAAAUAUCUAUAUUUCUAUAGCAUUGAUGCUGAAUUUAUUACUGCUGAAGACAUAAAUAACUUAUUGGACCUUAUUAAAGAACAGAUAGAUCAAAUAGAGAACGGUUCAGAAGAUCAAGUAAAAGAUGCAUUAAAGUACUUCUAGAAUACAAAGGCAGCAAUCAAGCUCAAGUAGGAAGAACAGUCAAAGUAUAAAGAUAUCAAUAUUCAUGCCAUCUGA
Molecule: messenger RNA, 2382 nt
Organism: Stylonychia lemnae
Lineage: Eukaryota; Ciliophora; Spirotrichea; Sporadotrichida; Oxytrichidae
Source: the annotation of a GenBank genome assembly